Molecule: messenger RNA, 2035 nt
Organism: Drosophila navojoa
Lineage: Eukaryota; Metazoa; Arthropoda; Insecta; Diptera; Drosophilidae
Gene: Pka-C1
Product: Protein kinase, cAMP-dependent, catalytic subunit 1
Biological process (GO): protein phosphorylation
Cellular component (GO): cytosol; cAMP-dependent protein kinase complex; nucleus
Molecular function (GO): ATP binding; cAMP-dependent protein kinase activity
Source: RefSeq, a predicted model, not a curated record
UAGCUGCGCUUUGCAAUCAGCCCAAUUGCAUUAAAAAUUUCCUUUUUACCGUUGUUAAUCAAUUCGCCAAAAUAGCUAAAUCCAUUUUACAAUUUCUAAAAAAGAAAAAAUCCCAUCAUAGUUCAGGGACGGCAAGCGGCAGCGGCAGCGGAUCAGAGGGCAAGCUACAGCAGCAGAACAGCAACGAGGAGGAAGGCGGUGGUGCAGGUGGAGGACAGCAGGAAGCAGCCGCCGCUAGCCACAAAAUAACGCCGCCGACCACAGCCACAUCAGCAUCAUCUGCAGCAGGAGCAGCAGGAGCAGGAACAGGAGCAGGAGCAACAGCAUCAAGAACAUCAGCGUCAGGUGUUGAUUCAGGAGUAGGAGCCGGAGCCGGUAUAGCCAAAGCGAAAGACACAGCUGCUGCCUCUGGUGAGGAGCCGCCGCUGGCGAACAAUCCAGGCAACAGCAACAGCUCAAACCAGGCCCAGGUCUCGGCCAGCGCCACGUUUCGUUUGUCCUCGCUGACGGGCACCAUCUCGAAAAUGGGCAACAACGCGACCACAUCCAACAAGAAGGUGGAUGCCGCCGAGACGGUGAAGGAGUUUCUCGAACAGGCCAAGGAGGAGUUCGAGGAUAAAUGGCGUCGCAAUCCAACCAAUACGGCGGCGCUCGAUGAUUUCGAGCGGAUCAAGACACUGGGCACCGGCUCCUUUGGCCGCGUCAUGAUCGUCCAGCACAAGCCAACAAAAGACUAUUAUGCCAUGAAGAUAUUGGACAAGCAGAAGGUGGUCAAGCUGAAGCAGGUGGAGCAUACGCUCAAUGAGAAGCGCAUCCUGCAGGCGAUACAGUUCCCAUUCUUGGUCUCGCUCCGCUAUCACUUCAAGGACAACUCCAAUCUCUAUAUGGUGCUGGAGUAUGUGCCCGGCGGCGAGAUGUUCUCCCAUCUGCGCAAAGUCGGAAGAUUCUCGGAGCCCCACUCCCGUUUCUAUGCGGCACAGAUUGUGCUCGCCUUUGAGUAUUUGCAUUAUCUGGACCUCAUCUAUCGCGAUCUGAAGCCGGAGAAUCUAUUGAUUGAUUCGCAGGGUUAUUUGAAGGUCACCGAUUUCGGUUUCGCCAAACGUGUAAAGGGUCGCACCUGGACGCUGUGCGGCACACCCGAAUAUCUGGCACCCGAAAUUAUCUUGUCCAAGGGCUACAACAAGGCCGUCGAUUGGUGGGCGUUGGGCGUGCUGGUCUAUGAAAUGGCCGCCGGCUAUCCGCCGUUCUUUGCGGACCAACCCAUACAGAUCUACGAGAAGAUCGUCUCCGGCAAGGUGCGUUUCCCCUCGCACUUCGGCUCCGAUCUGAAGGAUCUGUUGCGCAACUUGUUGCAAGUGGAUCUGACCAAACGCUAUGGCAAUCUGAAAGCGGGCGUCAAUGAUAUUAAGAAUCAGAAAUGGUUCGCCUCCACGGACUGGAUAGCGAUCUUCCAAAAGAAAAUCGAAGCGCCGUUCAUACCGCGGUGUAAAGGGCCCGGAGACACAAGCAAUUUCGAUGAUUACGAAGAGGAGGCGUUGCGAAUUUCCAGCACCGAGAAGUGCGCCAAGGAGUUUGCCGAAUUCUAGAAGAAGAUGCACAAACAACAAUUCGCAUUCAAUUCACCAUUGUCGCUACCAUCGUCGUUGUUGUCGUCGUCGUCGUCUCGUCUAUAUGUCUACAACUUACUACAACUACAACUACAACAACUACUACUAUUACUAGUGCUACAACUACAACUGCAGCAACUACAGCAACUUUUACAUCUACUUGGGUCUAGCUGGUCAUAUACUUAUCAUACAACACAAACGCAAUGCUGAACAUCAACACAAUUCACAUAGACACGCUCACUCAUACACACACACACACAACAACAGAAACCCCAAUUGGAUUUUUCAUACCCAGUCGGAACAAACAACAAAUAACAUGCGUACACGAAAUAUGUCAGCAGCGUUUACCCUAAAUGGAACUUAGACUCUCCCUCCCCAAACUGGUCAACGUACUACCGAGGCCAGAACACAAACACAAACAAUUUAUU